CUACCUUCUUGGUUUUCCUUUCAGGAGCUGAUUGAUGUUGACAGUGAAGUGGUGUUUGAAUUAGCCUCCUAUAUUUUACAGGAGGCAAAAGGGGAUUUUUCUAGCAAUGAAGUGGUGAGGAGUGACUUGAAGAAACUGCCAGCGCUUCCCACCCAGGCCCUGAAGGAGCACCCUUCCCUGGCCUACUGUGAAGACCGAGUAAUUGAACACUACAAGAAACUGAAUGGCCAGACCAGAGGUCAAGCAAUUGUCAACUACAUGAGUAUCGUGGAGUCUCUUCCAACCUAUGGGGUUCACUAUUACGCAGUGAAGGACAAGCAGGGAAUACCGUGGUGGCUGGGACUGAGCUACAAAGGCAUCUUCCAGUACGACUACCAUGAUAAGGUGAAGCCCAGGAAGGUGAGUGCCUUUCCUUUGUGACUGUUGGACUGACAGGAGGGGGUGGGAGAAGUCAUGUGUGUACCCUCCCUCUGAGGGCCCCAGCUCACAAACCCCCCCUAAUUUGGAUGUAUAUAAAUUACUCUGCAGUAAUCCAGUCUAGGCGUUCCUGGGUAUUUUCUUUUUCCCAAUCACUAAGGAAACCUAAGCUGUUAGUAUUUAAGGUAAGAAGUCUGGCUGUGCCCUUGAGAAGAAGGUGGGUGAAAGAGCUUUGAGGGGUUCUGUGCGCUUGGGAAAGUUCAGUAACAUCCCUCUUGAGUAGUGAGGCUGAUCUGAGUUCUCUCGAAGACUUGUGUGUGGUUUUUUGUGUGUAUUUUUUUAUUUUCUUUUUUUUUUUUUU
This is a messenger RNA of Talpa occidentalis (Iberian mole), 778 nucleotides long. RefSeq names its product FERM domain-containing protein 4A-like. The annotation marks the transcript as partial. Gene Ontology annotation, biological process: establishment of epithelial cell polarity. NCBI's taxonomy places the organism in Eukaryota, Metazoa, Chordata, Mammalia, Eulipotyphla, Talpidae. Gene Ontology annotation, cellular component: cytoskeleton; bicellular tight junction; adherens junction. The record is from RefSeq and is a predicted model, not a curated record. The transcript has 6 exons.